GUCGAUUAGGGACCCACAGUUACUGUUAGCGCUUCCUGCUCAUUCGCCGCUUCUAUAAGAUCACACGCAUUCGCACCACCCACGAUCGGAUCGGGCAAUGGAAGGCCAUCAUGUAUUACACUGUCUUGUGCGAUGGCAACUGGGCAGGUCAGGCAAAUAGGAGGUGCUGCUAAAGUAGGGUCAACGGCUUCCUAAGUAAAACUUUCUUUGGACGUUCAAAUGCCCAUUGAGCAUCGGCGCUCAAAACUCCGCACAUCGGACAAUGACUAAAUUCCAACACACAGCUCCAACACACUCGAUCAGAUUUCAAUCUUGGUCGGAAUUUGAAUAAUCUACUCUUAUCCAAACUCUUCGCGCAUUCUUUUCGGGAUAUCCACCAUGGCAUCACCACUAAAUUUAUUGUCCACCCACAUCGCUAAAGGUUAUCCCAUAAUCCUGGACGGUGCACUAGCAACUUAUCUGGAGACGUUGGGAGCAGAUAUAAGCGGCGCAUUAUGGUCCGCAUCGAUUCUCUUGGAUCAGCCGUCCCUAAUCAAACAAACGCAUCUCGAUUACUACCGUGCGGGCGCCAAUGUCGCGAUCACAGCAUCUUAUCAAGCGUCCGUUGCAGGAUUAGUCAAGCACUUAAGCCUGAGUGAAGAGGAGGCCAAGCAAGUUGUGGCAAAGAGCGUGGAAUUAGCUCAGCAAGCAAGAGAUGAAUACGUUACCGAAACAAGUGAAGGUGUUCGCGGUAGAUUAUUCAUAGCCGGCAGCGUAGGCCCAUACGGCGCUUUCCUUGCAGAUGGCUCAGAAUACCGGGGCGAUUAUUCUAUCCCCCAAGAAGAGAUGAAGGACUUCCACCGCGGACGAAUCCAGGCCCUUGUAUCUGCGGGCGUCGACAUUUUAGCCUGCGAGACCAUACCAUCCAAAGGCGAAACCGAAGCUCUCCUGAACCUCCUUACCACAGAGUUUCCAAAGACAGAAGCUUGGUUUGGCUUUACACUACGAGACAGCUCGCACAUCAGCGAUGGAACAUCUUUGUCGGAGAUCGCAGCGCUCUUUGAUGACGUGGAACAGGUGGUUGCGCUGGGCUUCAAUUGCGUACCGGAUGACUUGGCGUUGGCUGCUAUGAAGAACUUGAAGCCGUUGGUGAAGAGAGGGACAUUGCUUGUGUAUCCCAAUUCUGGUGAGCAGUGGAAUGCUCAGGCAAGGAAGUGGGGAGGUAAGAGAACAGAAGGGUCUACGUUGGCGGAGAAAACGAGGGAGUGGUCUGAGGCUGGGGCUGGUUUGAUUGGAGGUUGUUGCAGGACUACACCGGAAGACAUUGGAGUUAUGAAGAAGGCACUUGAGGGAGGCCGCUAGAUCAUCGAGGGACGAGAGGCUCAAGGAUCAUAGUCAAAAAGUUAUCGCUGUUGUAUUCAAGAUGCUCGAUUGAUGUGUAAAUGUAUCGUAGACUACUUCUUUCGUUACAUCCACUCACCGGGAAGUGACAAAACUCGCGCACUUGGCACAUAGUCAUCCAUCACACUGUAUGAUGGGGAGUCGGAGGGUGCUGUUGGACUCCUUGAGGUUGAGCUAUCCUCUGGCUCGGCUGUGUUGGUCGUUGUGACCGCCCUUUAGUUUCCAGGUACUCACUGCCCGUUCGGAUGAACGCUUUGGCAACACUCCCUGAGAUCCCUGAACGCACAUGGUCUGUUGUUCAGGACAUGAAUCAUCACCC
Messenger RNA from Alternaria alternata, 1699 nucleotides. RefSeq names its product homocysteine S-methyltransferase. The transcript has a single exon. The record is from RefSeq and is a predicted model, not a curated record. Bases 379 to 1341 code for a protein of 320 amino acids. Gene Ontology annotation, biological process: S-methylmethionine cycle. Gene Ontology annotation, molecular function: zinc ion binding; S-adenosylmethionine-homocysteine S-methyltransferase activity. NCBI's taxonomy places the organism in Eukaryota, Fungi, Ascomycota, Dothideomycetes, Pleosporales, Pleosporaceae.